AAAUCUUCACUUCAUAAUUUUGACCCAUCAAACUUCCCGCUACCGUAAUGAUUACAUAAACAAAACUCAUAUUGACAAAUGACAGCCCGUGAUGACUUUCCCAUCUUUCAUCCAUGCAACGAAUAUCUCUUGCAGAACAGAUCGCUCAGCUUGAGGACGCUGCUCCUGUAGACUUUGACCCAGAAAACGAAGUCACAAGCCAUGAUCCGGAAAAUGAUGAUAUCCCAGAUAACACCAGCGGUGCACGCGAUCAUUAUAUUGACGUCGGGCCCUCUGCGUUGCGCAAAUUGCAGGAUAGCAUAGCUGACCCAAAAUAUGAUGGCGUAAAGACAUCUCGCAGGCAAUUGAUGGAAUAUGACGAUGCCGACUAUGGCGACGACGAAACCAGCAGCGAAAUGGAGCACGAUGAAGAUGAAACGCAAGAAUUAGACGACGAAGUUCCAUCUUCUCAAAGUGAACCAGAGACCGAAUCAGACGUACCGACAGUGAUUCCUGGUACAGCUGUAUCCAAAAGCACGACUUUGUCUGAAGAGGCAAAGCAUACCGAGAAUCUUUCCUCAACAUUACGCAAAACGCGUGAUGAGGAUCGUAAAAAAGGGAAGGCCGUUUCGAAGCAAAUUGCACUUUGGGACUCGCUACUUGACGCACGCAUCCGUCUGCAGAGGGCAGUUUCUGCAGGAAAUCGGCUCCCACCGCUUACAGAUUACAACGACGUCCAGCCAUCAUUAGUAAAGAUGCUGGCAGAGGCACAGCUUCUGUCCGAUGAAUUGUUUGACCUGCAGGAGGAAUUACUGUCCACUAAUGAGGCAAUCGCUCCUCCUCCUCGCAAGCGGCGUAAAACUGAUGACGUGAGAACUGCACAAGAUUUUGCUUCAGAAUUUCGAGAAGCCACGCAGGUAGCUGCCUCCGUGGAGCAUAUUUUUCAUCCUCAUCUUAUCCAGACUUUGAACAAGUGGUCAAGCAAAAUUCAAGCAGUUGCCCCCUCUGUGCUACUGCCUUCCAAUCGUAAUGCAUUUUCAAAAUCAUCGCAAGGAUUGAAGUCCGCUUCUCAACUCGUCGAUGAAACACUUGUGGAUCAUGACAAGGUUCUGCAGCGGACAAGAAUCUAUCGAGGUAAGGGAUCUCGGAUAGGGGCUGAUAAAGGCGACGGAGGGGACGCCGAGGAGGAUCGAGGUGAUCUAGAGUUGUUCGACGAUACGGAUUUCUAUCACCAACUACUGCGAGACGUCAUUGAUGCCCGCGGAAAUGGAGGCAGCGAGGAUUGGAUGGAAGUUCAAAAGCAGAAAAAGGCCAAGAAGCACGUCGAUACCAAGGCCAGCAAAGGUCGCAAGUUACGGUAUGAGGUACACGACAAGAUUCAAAACUUCAUGGUUCCAGUCAUAACACAGGCCAGCUGGCACGAGGAGCAGAUUGACGAGUUGUUUGCUUCUUUGCUUGGGAAAGGAUUUGAGAAUUCUAUGCAAAGCGUGGACGAUGGGAUGGAUGAAGAUGCCUCGAUGAGGGAACAGAUUGAUGCCGCGCUGAAGAGCGGCUUCAGAGUCUUUGGGUAGUCCACUAUAUACUCGUAGUUGUGUGUUACAUUCUGCCAUUCCAGUCUGCAAUAUAGCUAGCAUUGCAUUUGA
Molecule: messenger RNA, 1622 nt
Organism: Suillus paluster
Lineage: Eukaryota; Fungi; Basidiomycota; Agaricomycetes; Boletales; Suillaceae
Product: apoptosis-antagonizing transcription factor
Exons: 9
Coding region: 114-1550 (478 amino acids)
Biological process (GO): maturation of SSU-rRNA from tricistronic rRNA transcript (SSU-rRNA, 5.8S rRNA, LSU-rRNA)
Cellular component (GO): nucleolus; nucleus
Source: RefSeq, a predicted model, not a curated record